GAACAGCUUGCUGAGCUCGAGGCAGCGUUCAGCAAGAGCCACUACCCUGACAUCUACUGCAGGGAGGAGCUUGCUAGGAAGACCAAGCUCAACGAGGCUAGGAUACAGGUUUGGUUUCAAAACCGACGAGCGAAGUACAGGAAGCAGGAGAAACAGCUGCAGAAGGCACUGGCGGGGACGCCCUCUGUGCUGCCCACCUGCAACGGCGCGAUGAUGCGUAACAUGUACCCUGGACCCGUGUCCCGGGGGUACCAAGCCUACCCUGCCUCCAAUUCUAUCUCGGGCUUCAACACUAUGAACCGAUACCCACAGAUGUCUACCGGCGGUUACCCUGGGAUGGCUCAGCCGUUUUCUAUGACACAUCCUACGACCAAUAUGGCAGCUAUGAGGCAAGAUACAAUGACUGGGGGUGCGGGGGAGGAGGACUGGUACAGGAAGGGGCUAGCCUCGCCCUGCUUCUCGGCGCUGCCGACCAGUCCCGGAGACGACGACUGGUACAGGAAGUCGCUGACUGCUCUCUCGAUGAAUCAUUCCUCGGUGCAGCACCAUCCAAACUUAGCAGCACCCAUGCUGCAGUAUCAGACUUAGAUGCUGCUGCUGCAGCUGCUGCCUCGUCCCAUCAUCAUCAUCUUCGGUCAUUACAACAUUCCACUUCGCACUACCCUGCUUAUUAUUCUAGUUAUUAUCAUUAUUACUAUGGAUAUCCAACAACAGACAUGCUUCAACAUCAGCAAGAGGCGACGCCUCCCGCUGAGCAGAAUAUGAGUUCGUUGGACCACUCGUCGGUUGCAGGGUCACCGUUUCAUCCAACUCAAGCCUACAACCUUCCAUCCAACUUAAACCUUGAUUACGACUUGUCCACCGUGACAGUAGGAGGCAAUGGAACUGGCGGCAGCAACAGCAGCAGCAGUAUUGGAAGUGGUGUUACCGUAUCAUCUUCAUUAAGGGACUUGAAUCAACAUCAAAUUACAGAUGCUCACCAGCAACACUCUCAACAACAGUCCCUGCUAACAAGCAGCUCGCACCAACAAGACUCUGAGCUCAGCUACUCGUCUGUCCUGCCGUCCUUGUUGCCAGGCUCUUCGUCGUACGGCAUGACGCCUCUGCCUGACUACACUGCUGCUGUUGCUGGUCUUCGUCAGGCUCAGGACGCUGGCAUCCAUAACGGCUCGCCAGGAAGCCUGUCAUCGCCCAACGUUUUAUCUGAGAACAACAAUGCGUCGUCGGCCACGGCCGUUGUGGCCUCAGAUGCUGUGAACGGUGGCGGUUCCGGCAACAACUUGAUCGGCGAGUAGUGGCAGAGAUCGGGUCGGGGUUUGUCUUCAGCUCUAGCUAUGAUGUACCGAGUCUUGUCACCGAUAUCUACACCAUGAAGAAUGGUAUCUCAAAAUUAAUCGCGGGCAAUAGUAAAUUUCUCAAACGCGGAGAAAAUACAUUGAAAAAUAGCGCACUGAGCCAAAGAUUAAUGAGCCAAAAAUUAAUCUAAAAAAAUUCCGGCAAUUUGAAAUCGUGACAGGAGCGAUGAUGCGAGUAGCAAAACCUGUCAUGAAAAUGAAUACAAACAAUACAAUUAUUUUAUCAGUCUAACAUAGUGAAUGGUUUUCAAUAUACAGUUUUUAUGCCUCCCGCAGUGCGUGAGAAGUCCACAAUUGGAAUAUUUCUGCUGUAAGGAAAUACAUUGUUUCCUGUAAAUUAUAUGUUAGGCUUGAGAAAGAGUAACAAGAGAGAGCAGACGAUGUGAAUCUCCUCAAUUAAAUUUCAGUCUCGUGAUAAUCAUGGAGAUCGUGAAUGGACGCUAUGUUUAGUCUAUAUUGAAUAUUUUUCAUCCUUUAAACAGCACGCAAUAUUGAGGUGGCAUCUCUUCAGUAUCUCUUCUCGUCGCUCUUUAUAAGAGUUACGAAUCAUCAUGUGUAAAUAUCAACACAAACUUUCGUAUUCUUGUUUCUUAACUUUAAUCAACCGAUGAAGAAAUGUUGUCUAGGCUGUAUAAUUUCCUAUACUAUGAGUUUUAUUCUGAAUGCCUCAUAUUUGGAUAUUCUAGUCCUUCUACUGGUAAUCUUAAGGCCCUUUAUAAGAGUAUGACUUGAAUCCUACAAGUGUACAUACGCUCCUAGAGAUAAUUACGUGUUUACUGUAGGAUUGACUACUGUAAGAUUCCUGUGAUGGAAUCCUUGACGGAUAAAUUCAUGAAUCGGACAUUAUUCAGCAUAGCAUCGGUAGUAACACAUCUUUUCUCUCUGCAUUCAAGGAUCUAUAAGUUACUAUCAUCAUCAAAUUUAUCGAUAAUAUCUAUUCAUGAAUUUCAGAACUUUAUUAUUGACAGUGAUCGACUAUCAUAAAAUGCUCGUGACAAGUCAGUUUAAUAAAAAUAAAUAAAUGGUGACCGCUAUUCAGGUUAAGACUAAAAAUCGUUUUCCGAAACUCAAUUUACUGAAGUGACCAAUCUUUUUAUGAUCUAUUUUAUCUGCGUCUUCAUUCCUUUCAUACCUAAAAUUUUAGAACUGUUCGAUAAAUAGAAAAUAAUUUCCAAAUAAUCAACUCCAUCACUUCACUUGCCCCUCUUAUUUAAUUCAUAGAAACGCGGACAUUUCUAUAUACUUUUGAAGCCAUUCGUUGUAAAUGAAGUAUAAAUUAAAUAUAUAAUAAUGCGCAAGUAUAGAAAAUUUUAAUUACUGUCUGUACAAAAGUAAAUUGUGUAAUUUCCUUGUUAGUUAUAUCAGAAGAGUGAUCAGAAGCUCACAUUUGCAGGGGAAACCAAGAGCAUCUUUGUAAAGUAUGUGCAAUAAAUACGGAACUCGGAAA
This is a messenger RNA of Hyalella azteca, 2802 nucleotides long. RefSeq names its product homeobox protein unc-42. Gene Ontology annotation, biological process: regulation of transcription by RNA polymerase II. The record is from RefSeq and is a predicted model, not a curated record. Gene Ontology annotation, molecular function: RNA polymerase II transcription regulatory region sequence-specific DNA binding; DNA-binding transcription factor activity, RNA polymerase II-specific. Lineage: Eukaryota; Metazoa; Arthropoda; Malacostraca; Amphipoda; Hyalellidae.